Molecule: messenger RNA, 727 nt
Organism: Pararge aegeria (speckled wood butterfly)
Lineage: Eukaryota; Metazoa; Arthropoda; Insecta; Lepidoptera; Nymphalidae
Gene: rtp
Product: MORN repeat-containing protein 4 homolog
Exons: 4
Coding region: 118-594 (158 amino acids)
Source: RefSeq, a predicted model, not a curated record
CUGUUCUAUAUGAUACAAUAUGUGUAUAUCCACCCACGGUAUUAAAGUAAUUAGAUUACUGAGCUGCCUGACACGAAACCCUUCAGUGUUCAGUCGGACUUUGUUCAAGCCGUCAAUAUGGCAGAUGUUUCAGUAGUCGAUUCAGUGGUAGCAAAAACCGGUGGGUACAAAUACGAAGAUGGUACCCGGUACGUUGGCGAAUGGAACUCCAAGGGACAGAAGAGCGGGAUGGGACACCUUAUGUUGCCUGAUGGUACCAGAUACGAUGGGUCUAUGUCGGCCGGACUAUGUUCCGGGCUUGGAGUUAUGGCGUUUCCUGACGGAGCUAAAUAUGAAGGUGAAUUUAUGCAGGGCUGGUUCCAUGGGCAUGGUGUGUUCUGGCGAGCUGAUGGAAUGAAGUUCGAGGGGGAGUUCCGGGGUGGACGCGUAUGGGGAUUAGGUCUGGUAACCUUCAACGAUGGCAGCAAUGGGUUCCCCCGUAACGAGGGAUACUUCCAGGACUGCAAGAUGGUCCGCCGCAAACGCUGCCCCGAGGUGGUCCAGCGGUCUCAGAAGGUGGCUUACAUGGCACGCGCACAGUGCCAGCAAAUGUAGAAGCAACCCUCGAUUUCCAUUUAUAAAUAAAUAAUAAUGUAUUAUAUCGACGAUAAAAUAAAAUAAAGAAGUAACUUAAGUCAAUCAUAACACUGUGUACAAGCCAACAUCUUCACCAGUCCACUGGUGUGCA